GGCUGGGGGAGCCUUCAAGGACUUUGUGGCAUCCAUGAGGAAAUGUAAAGAUGGCCUUGAUGAGUCAGUGGUAUAAACUACAGCAACUGGAUUCUAAGUUCUUGGAACAAGUACACCAGCUUUAUGAUGACAGCUUUCCCAUGGAGAUCAGACAGUAUCUGGCCCCUUGGCUAGAAAGCCAAGACUGGGACCAUGCGGCCAGCGAUGGCUCGCUGGCGACUUUGCUCUUCCAGAACUUGCUGUCCCAGCUCGACGACCAGUACGGCCGCUUCACCCAGGAGAACAACUUUCUGCUCCAGCACAACAUCAGGAAGAGCAAGCGGAACCUUCAGAACACUUUUGACGAAGACCCCAUGUACCUGGCCAUGAUGAUCUCCAAGUGUUUGCACGAAGAAAGGAAAAUCCUUGAAGCAGCUCAGUCAGCAGAUCAGAUGCAGGUGGGGAACGUGCAGAAUAUGGCGAUGCUUGGUAAGGUCAAGGAGCUGAAUUCCAAAGUCGAAGGGGUGAAAAACAGUGUCACAGAAAUGGAGCAGAUCAUCAAAACUCUAGAAGAUGCGCAAGAUGAAUAUGAUUUCAAAUGUGAAACGCUGCAGGCCAGAGAAAGUGAGUCCAACAGCAUGACCCAGGAUGAUUGUAAAAAGGAAAAAAUGGAGCUCCACACCAAGUACCUGCAGCUUCGUAAUAUGAAACAGGAUGUGCUACACAAGAUCAUUGCUUUGUUGAAUGUGGUUGACAACACUCAGAACGCUUUGAUCAAUGAGGAACUGGUGGAGUGGAAGCACCGGCAGCAGAUUGCUUGCAUUGGAGGCCCCCCCAACGCAUGCUUGGACCAACUCCAAAAUUGGUUUACCAUAGUAGCUGAGAGUCUUCUGCAAAUCCGUCAGCAGCUUAAAAAACUAGAGGAUCUGAAGCAGAAAUGUACCUAUGAGGCAGACCCGAACCCGCAACAAAAGAAAGUGCUGUAUGAACGGACACAGGCUCUCUUCAAGCAACUUAUCCAAAGUUCCUUUGUGGUAGAAAGACAGCCUUGUAUGCCUACACAUCCUCAGAGACCCUUGGUUUUGAAGACUGGAGUGCAAUUUACAGUAAAACUGAGAUUGCUGGUGAAGCUACAAGAACUGAAUUACAAACUGAAGGUGCAGGUUGUGUUUGACAAAGACGUCAGUGAGAAAAACACAGUUAGAGGAUUCAGGAAAUUUAAUAUAUUGGGAACAAAUACAAAAGUCAUGAACAUGGAGGAGUCGAAUGGAAGCCUGUCAGCAGAAUUUAGACAUCUGCAAUUAAAGGAGCAAAAGAACAGUCAAAGGACGAAUGAGGGUCCUCUCAUAGUGACAGAAGAACUUCAUUCCAUCUGUUUUGAGACAACUUUGGAACAAAAUGGCCUAAUCAUUGACCUGGAGACCACUUCCCUUCCUGUUGUUGUGAUUUCCAACGUCAGCCAGCUGCCGAGUGGAUGGGCAUCCAUUUUAUGGUAUAACAUGUUGACUAAUGAGCCCAAGAAUUUAUCCUUCUUCCUGAGUCCUCCGUGUGUGAAGUGGUGCCAGCUUUCCGAAGUGCUGAGUUGGCAGUUUUCAUCUGUCACCAAAAGGGGUCUCAAUGCUGAUCAGCUGAUGAUGCUGGGGGAGAAGCUGCUGGGUGGUGGAUGCACUCCAGAGGGCCUUAUUUCGUGGGCAAAAUUCUGUAAGGAAAAUAUGACAGAUAAAAACUUCCCUUUCUGGUUGUGGAUUGAAGGAAUCCUUGAACUCAUUAAGAAGCACCUUCUUUUUCUCUGGAACGAUGGAAGCAUCGUGGGCUUUAUCAGCAAAGAGCGAGAACGUACCCUUCUCAAGGAUAAGGAGAGUGGGACAUUUCUGUUACGAUUCAGUGAAAGUAGCCGAGAAGGAGCCAUUACUUUCACCUGGGUGGAGGGGCCCCUGCAUGAUCAGUACUUCCACUCGGUCGAACCCUACACAAGGAAAGAACUCACGGCUGUCAGUCUCCCUGAUAUCAUUCGCAAUUACAAAGUGAUGGCGGCCGAAAAUAUCCCUGAAAACCCACUCAAAUACCUAUAUCCAAAUAUUCCCAAAGACAACGCGUUUGGAAAAUACUACUCCCGGCCUAAAGAAUCUGCGGAACCCAUGGAUGUGGAAGACGGAGGGAAAGGAUACAUCAAAACUGAAUUAAUCUCUGUAUCGGAAGUUCAUCCUUCCAGGCUGCCCACCACGGAUGACCUUUUGCCUCUGUCUCCAGAAGAAUACAACGAAGUCACUCGGGUGGUAAGCCCUGCAGACAUUAUGGAAAACUGGGAGGACUCAAAAGGAGACAGGUGGAAUAAAAGCCUUCCUCAUCUGAUGAUGGGAUUAACCUACUCCCUGGGUGGUGCUUUCUUCGCAGACCAGAGUGGGCCUCCUUCAGAGAAGAUGUGUUCGGAAUAACCAUAACUGCUUGCUGGUUGGUCCAUAGGUGGACUUGCUCACCUUCAUGCCUGCCAGACUGCAGUUCCGUGUGCACCUGUUGAGCCUCUACACUUCAUACUGUAGCAGUCUCUCUCCAUAAAGAAGCUAUACAUUUUGUGUGAGCAGCGUAGCACUGUUGGGCCACACGAUGCAAAUUUAGCAGUGCCUUCCGCAUUACCAGGAAUAGUUGUUUAGUGAGCAGUCCCAUGUAGAGUGUUUUCCUUCUAUCUUGGUUGAUAACAAUCUAGUCUGAGAUGUAAGGUGUGCUUUUCAGUGAAACUCUCCCAAAAUAAAGGGAAUAUUGCAUGCCUGCUCCGCUUCCCCUUUGAAGUUGGGGUUCCUUUUUCUUUCUUUCACUGCUUUGCAGUUGGGAGGCACUCUGAAGAAGGGGUCUAGUCUUGCAGGAAAUGGGAGUAGCUUACCUAGCUGGCUAAAACUUUGUACCAAGGGCUCCGGUCUUGUGCUUCUGCAUAACCUCUGUCUCCCACUAUGUUCUUUCAGUGGAGUGGGACAGGCUAGCCUUGCUGCAUGAGCUCGGACUGUAUGGUAAUAGAAGCCGCAAGCCAGUAACAUGGCGGCACCCCUGGGCGAUGGAGGGAAAGGAGGAACAGGAGAGUUCGGCCCUCUUCAUGGCAGUCAGGUUGAAAGGUAUUUCCUGCAGAGAUGGUGGCACUCCCUCCCUCCCCACCACUUUUGAGACUCUCUACCCCUCUGAAGGUAUUUGAUGGCUGAGGAAUGAUGCGAGGGUGCCCGUUGUGCUCAUGGCCUUUUUACGGGCUUCCCAAAGAUCGCUGUGUGUCCUCUUGUGGCAACAGGAUGCUACAUAGAGGAGGGCUUUGGUCUUAUCCAGGGCUCUUCUCAUCGGCCUCAGUUUUUGCUGUCCUUAUCAAAGGAUAUCCUCCCCUCUUCACUACAGUGUGCCAAAUACCUUGCCAGUAUGGGCAACCCAUGUUCAUAACACAUAACCAGCUAUUUUAAUGCCAUUUGGGUGCACAAGUCCAGUUGGGCUCUUCUCCUCUGUCUUGCUGGUACUUUAAACAUAGGCAAAGCCAUUAGCUUCUGCCAUUUCUGCCUAUAGGCCUCCAUACAACUCCCUUGGCUUGCUGACUUAAGAACCAUUUCUCCUACCAUCUUCAAAAAGGGAAACGUUCUGGAUUGCAUGUAUAUUCUGGGUUCCUGUCCACAUUGUGAUUGCAGAUAUAGACUGUACCAUGGUGACUUGCGCCACUUGUGUGCUUUAUUCACUACGGUGUACCUCCUGCAACUUCCUGUACUUUUGUUUGCAGCCUGGAGGCUUAGCUGUCCACUUUGGUCCAGCCACUCCAGCGUACCACCUUACACAUGGCUGGCAGAGAUGGCACAAAGAGUGAUAGAAGGGAAUCUUGGGACUGAGUUAGUGCUGCCAAAAAAAAAAAA
Molecule: messenger RNA, 3851 nt
Organism: Pogona vitticeps (central bearded dragon)
Lineage: Eukaryota; Metazoa; Chordata; Lepidosauria; Squamata; Agamidae
Source: RefSeq, a predicted model, not a curated record